ACGUGAUUCUCCCUUGCUCAGUCAUGGCGAUUUUGGCUGUCUUCUCAAACGCGAAUGUGCGAUUUGAGAGUGCCAAGCGAGAUAAGGACCGAUGGCCCACUGCCCAGCACCAUUACCGUGGGCGUUGGUUGCCUUUUUCAUGCUGACGACAAAAGGGAUGGGGAUUCGGGAAGCCUGGGCGGAUUCUCGAUUAAAUGCUGGGAACGACAUCGCAAACUGCCCAAUUUUUGAGUUACGAUGCUCACCGGAAAACUCGUUGAUAACACACAAACUUGGUCCUCGCCGCCAUAUGCUCAUCUCCGAUGGACAUGUAACUCGCUCUCUGGGCCUCUACCACAAGUGGCGGGUUUGGACCGGACAGCCCAACACCCAAGGAUCCUAGAACCCGCAGGUUGCCUUUUAGUGGCGAGCACGGUCAUCAGGGCUUACGAUGGAGAUAAGUGAUGCGCGACGGUUGCAGUCGAUUCAACUGUUUUGACCUGGUUCAUGGCUGGACGACUCCUCGGGCUGCUCGCCACUUUCAUGACAGCUACAUGGGCCAUUUCCGGUCCAUGUGUUCUGACGAUUAACUUUGUCGCAAUUGAUGGCGUGCAGCUUACACCUCCCACCACCUCUCUCCGGUGUUCGAUAUCCACAGAUGAGUCCGCCAAUCUUGUUAUUUCAUGCAUGAAACUUGGUUCUUAAGCACAAGGGUGGUCCUCUGCUUCAGCAAUCCGCCAGACACAGGUGUCUUAUCGAUUCUCGCAUUGAGAAACCGUGC
Molecule: messenger RNA, 760 nt
Organism: Cantharellus anzutake
Lineage: Eukaryota; Fungi; Basidiomycota; Agaricomycetes; Cantharellales; Hydnaceae
Exons: 1
Coding region: 92-382 (96 amino acids)
Source: RefSeq, a predicted model, not a curated record